Messenger RNA from Diaporthe amygdali, 1299 nucleotides. RefSeq lists its product as uncharacterized. The record is from RefSeq and is a predicted model, not a curated record. The transcript has a single exon. Lineage: Eukaryota; Fungi; Ascomycota; Sordariomycetes; Diaporthales; Diaporthaceae. The coding region runs from base 1 to 1299 and encodes 432 amino acids.
AUGUUUAACCAGUACUUCUGGAUAGACUACCUCUGCAUAGACCAGGACGCACACGGAGAGAAAUCACAGCAGGUGCAGCGAAUGCACAUCAUCUAUCGAAACGCGGAACUCGUCAUCAUCUGGCUACAGCUUAGCGAGAAGGAGGAAAGUGGGCUGCUCGAAUUUAUCGAUUUGGUAGACCGCUGGCUCACGGGAAAGAUGAAUCUCAUCAGCUUUCUCCAGCUACGUCAAGAUCGAUACGAUUUCUGGUACAUCGCGGGAAAUGUGAUGGAAAACCCCUACUGGAAACGUGUCUGGAUAGUGCAGGAGGUUGUGGUGGCUAAGGAGGUGUGUGUGUAUACCAAACGUACCUCGCUCAACCUCGAUAAGCUACAUUUCAUACUUCGACAGUUCCACUCGACCACUGCUAGCGGAAGACCUACGAUUGGGGCACUAUGCCAUAUGCGCGCCACGGGUGGGAAGAUACCUCUAUGGAGGAUGUUAAAGGACUUCAAGGAUUACGAAUGCAAAUACGCAGUCGACCGCAUAUAUGGGAUAUUUGGCCUGGCCGAGAAUAACGAGGACGGGAGCUCGCCUGCUAUGAAUAUUCAAAUCGACUACGAGAAGCCGGUAUCUCGCGUCAUGCUGGAUGUAUUGUUUGAAUCAUCACCUCCGUUGAAUCACCUCGGGGAUAUCGUACUCGCCGACCCUACGCGCGGUCGUAAUCCUCUGGCUCAGGGCUUCGUAGGUUGUUUAAUGAUGAGAAACUACAUCAAUGACGUCAAGACGACAGAAAGACACCGAGAUUGUGCAAGAAAUGCGCUGAAAGCCUUAGAAGCUUUCGUGAUCAUGUGGUCGGUCAUGGGCACGCCUCGCCCGGAUGACAGGGAAUUGCUGGUGAAUCUCUUUUCAUCGGCAGCAGAGACUGAUUGGAAGACCACUCGCCACCAAAAUGCGGUGCUCCUCGGUAUGAUGCUCUCAGCGAAAUCCUGGAAUGAUACAGUAUACGGGCACUCGGAAAGACCACACUUCCGUGACUUUUUCCGCGACUCUGCCUGGCGAUGUGCAGCCCACGGGUUUCGCGACGCAUGCCAACCGAGUCUUCGGUUAUAUGAGACAGUUGCUGUCGUUGCUACAUCUCCCGGAGCUUGGAGCCGUCCUGGUAUCGUGGCUGCAUGCGGAAAGCAAUCUAAAGAUUGCGACGGUUCAAUGAUGACUUACGAGCUAUCGGACAUCGGUCUCCGCAUACAAGUUGAGCCUGCGAUUGAUAGUGGGAAUGAAGGUUAUCUGAGCAUUCACAGCAUGCAAUCUGAGGCGUGA